Spizellomyces punctatus DAOM BR117 is the source of this 588-nucleotide messenger RNA. RefSeq lists its product as uncharacterized. Gene Ontology annotation, molecular function: ATPase inhibitor activity. Gene Ontology annotation, cellular component: mitochondrion. The coding region runs from base 82 to 462 and encodes 126 amino acids. Lineage: Eukaryota; Fungi; Chytridiomycota; Chytridiomycetes; Spizellomycetales; Spizellomycetaceae. The transcript is spliced from 2 exons. Gene Ontology annotation, biological process: negative regulation of ATP-dependent activity. The record is from RefSeq and is a predicted model, not a curated record.
CAUUUUCGGGAACAAAAUAUAAAAAGCAAAACGCAUCUCAUCGCGACACGGCACCCAAGUCCAUAACAAAAACGAAUAACAAUGUCCGCACUCCGUCUCGUAGCGCGUCCCCUCCGCACCGUUCCCCGGUUCACCCGCGCAAUGACCACAAACAUCCGCGAUGCCGGUGGUGCAUUCGCCAAGCGCGAGGCAACGGAAGAAGAGCGAUAUGCUUGGGAGCACGAGAAGGAAGUUAUCAAAAAGUUGAGGGAGCAGCUCAAGUUGAAGGAGCAGGCUGCCAAGAAGAAGCUCGAGAAGGACCCUAGCUUGGAUCCUCAAUUCCACAAGGAGUUGGAGAAGAGUGUGCAUCUCCACGGAAAGGCAGGAUCGGAUGCUUUCAGCAAAAGGGAAUCUGCUGCCGAAGAGCGCUACAUCCGAGAACAUGAAAGGGAGGUUGCAGAACGGAAGACUGGCAAGAAAUAGAGGGUUUAUGGACAGGGGAUGACCUACAGACCAAGAAUGAAUAUUCUCCAAUACAUGAAGCGUCAUUUUUAAAUAAUUUCAAGAUGGAUAACCUGUUUGACAUCGCAAAUGCAUAUAUUCAACACA